AUGGUCAUUUUGACUAUUUUGGUUGUUUUAGUGUUAAAAACCAUAGCUAAGAGGUUAAAAGUUUCUUAAUACUAGAACCACCAAGGACUAAAACAUAAAAUUUUCAUCAGAGAUAUUAAAGUGGAAAAAAAAAUAGAAAAACUGUAAAAUACAAUAGAACAGACAAGCUUUUAUUUAUGUAUUUUAUAAAAAAUCAUUUAAAUAUCUAAACAUACACUGUUUCACAUCUAUAAUGUAUCUAACAAAAAUUAUGAAUUAAUCAUUCUGAUUUUAAUUCAGUUGUAAUCUAAAACACCCUAGACAGAGUGAAAAACUCUGAACGAAUGUUCUUUUUCAUUUGUUUCCCUCAGGAGAUAGCUGAUGCCGGAGGUGGUCACAAGCGACUUCGUGUAACUGCUCUAGUUCCGUUCAUACUUCUGUUCGGUUGGACAGACCGCGUGGCAGCUGGCGAUUGCGGUCUGGCCGAGUUAACUUGCCGUGAUGGGCAUUGUGUGCCGAUUGACGCGUACUGCAACGGACGAGAUGAUUGCGGGGAUAACAGUGACGAGCCGACGAUGUGCACACCCUGUAAUCGCACGUAUCACGGACGGGAAGGACGCACGUACAAAUUGGAUCUUCCGAGACCGAGCGAGGAACGGCUGCCAUUCCUUUGUCAUUUAACGUUCACCGCUGCUGGCCAGGGGUACGGUGAACUCGUGCAACUGUUGUGGGACGCGUUCAGCGUUGGCAGAGUGGACCCGAACACCGACAGCUUCGUCACUAGCUGCCCCGAAGGAUCGUUGCAACUGGCAGAGCUCGGCAGACACUUUACCGGUGGCUCGUGGUGCGGCGUCGGCGAGGGGAAGGCGUCUUACUACAGCGAGACCAGCACCGUCACCGCAUCCAUACGGCUGUUUCACGCGCCGUCUAGCAUACCGUUCGAGUUUCGUCUGAGGUACAGGUUCGUGGCGCGUAACGAGGCAGUGGCCCGACUGGGCAAGCCCGAGCUUCCGAUCGAGAGGGGCUCCCCCGUGCCGGGCACUUACUGCUCGAGGAACUUCUACGAGUGCCACCUGAAACAGUGUAGGCUGCAGAGCCCCAACUAUCCCGGCGAGUACCCGAGGAACGCCAGCUGCUCGAUAACCAUAAGGCAGAAGGAGGUGCCCACCUGCAAACACGCGAUGAUCUCGGUGAAGUCGACGCCAGGCGGCCCGGUCGGCGUCACUACUGCCAACAGCACUCUGAGCGUGUGGCAGGACUGCCCACCGGAGAAGGACCAUCUCAUCUUUCGAGAUGGCGUCAGGCCCGAGGAUCUCAUUCUGUUGGUCUACUGCGGCGGCCCACUGCCCAGAAUCACUGCCAGGGGACCGACGAUGCAGGUGGAGUUCCGAAGUUCGCCGAUCGCCAUCCCCCUCGGCGCCUCCGCCCUCAGGCUCGAGCUCGAGAUACAGGUGGUUUAUGUAGACUCGGACGGCCUCGAGUACGCAAAGGGGCCCCAGGGCUGUCACUUCUUUGUGAACGGUACCAACAAACGUAGCGGCGUGCUGAGAGCACCGCUGCACGCGCUGCCGCCCAAUUCCAGCUGCACCUGGAACAUCAAAGGAUCAGCCGGCGACCGUGUGUGGAUCUACUUCUCCUCGUACUCGCAGCGGGACCUGACCGGCAGCGUCGAGAGCAACGCCAGUUCCCAGUCCGACGUGCCGUGCGCGAUCAAGCUGAUAUUCUGGGACGGCACGCCAGCCACCGGUCUCCCGAUGGCCACGCUCUGCGACGACACGCCCAAGCUCUGUGCACACGCGGCCCUCAGGAACGUCACCAGAAGCACCAGGCCGUGCACGCAGGACGAGAGCUACAUUACCGUUACGCCGUCUCUGACGUUGCGGAUGGAAACGUUGCUGGGCACGGCGCUUCACACCGUUAACUUUAACGCACAGUACGAGUUCAUAUCGACCAGCCAAGUCGGCGAGCCCUGGGGUGACGGAGCUUGCAGCAGAGUGUGGCGCAAAGUCCGAAGCGGCGAGGUGACCUCGCCGCGCGACGUACGCCUGUUCGGUAGGGGCGGCUCGCAAAAAUUGGACUGUAGAUACCGUAUCGAGGCUAACGCGGACGAGAGGGUGCGGCUGACGUUGCACAACGUCAGCCUGGGCGAGUCGACGGUGUGCACAAGCGAGCCGGAUCCCCACACCGGCCGACCACGUUGUGUUCAAGAAGUGGGCUCCCGAGAAGCUCGUUUAGUUUUGUACGAGGCGCCCUGGCGGGACGUCAAGCUUCCGAGAGCCUGUUUAUGUGAUAACACGUCGCAUCUUCCAUUGACGCACAUCUCCUCGAGCACGGCGUUGGAGAUCACGUUCCUCGUCGACCAGCAAACUCCCCACGAGGACUUCGAGACUCUCUUUUUCUACGCCAGCUUCGAGCUCGUCCGGGCGCGCGAGUGCCCCAGAAAGCAGAGAGUACGCGGUGAAGGUGGCGAAUUACGGUUCGUCGCUCCGCCGUUGUCGAGACCAGACAUUUAUUGCGAGGGACUUCCAUGGCUGGUGGAGGCGCGCGAGAACCGAUCGCUUUUCGUUUUAACCUGGGGCUGGUUCCUUCCCUUGGAGCCCACCCCGAUAACAGAAAUGAGCGAACAGAGCAAGUGUCCAACGACCAACAGGAUCCUCCUUUACUCCGGUUGGCCGCCAAAGCUUUUGAAAGUAGUGUGCCCCGCCGAGCCAGGCGCGCGAGAGUUCACCGUUCACGUGUUUUCCGAGGAGUGGCUGGGUGGCACCGACGAGGGUAAAUGGCCAGGUCCGCCGCGACCGCCGGCGCUUUUACUGGACUUCAUCGCGAGGGAGUCUGGCCAGGCUGCUGCCUCGUGGCUGGAGAUCUCGAAGAGCAGAGCUGCGCUCCGCAGGCAGUUGCGUCUACCGGAGAGAGGCGUGGAGAACGAGACGUCGACGCACGGCGACUGCCCCCACAAAUGCCCUGAACUGAGCGCUUGCAUUGCCGCGAGCCUUUGGUGCGACGGGAGGGCUCACUGCCCGUCCGGGCACGACGAGGCGAAUUGCGGCAACGGGGCGAAGUUACUUGGGUUACUGCCUUCGGAAAUGUGGCUGGUACUAGCUGGUGUCGCUGGGAUUAUCGCUGCCUUUGCGUGCUUCUUCGUGGUGCUGAUUAGCAGGUCAAAAGCGCAUACAAAAAGACUUCAUUACAAGGGUACAAAGAAAAGCAAUAGGCCGAGGCGAGCGCCAACUGAGGAGACACUGCUGGGGGCAGCAUCCUGACAGCAGCAGCCCGGUUUCGUGGAGUAUAUCCACGUGGACCGGGAGACAACCGUCUAGCAAUAUUUCUCUGUGCUUUACCGUCCAUUAACUUAACGCUAUCCCCAGGCAUCGUGAACCAAAUGUCCAAGUAUCUCGUUCUUUUUCGAAACAGCGUUCUUUUUUUUUAUUUUCGAGUUACGUUUUUAUUUUAUAACUCAUUUACUCGAUAAAUAUGUUAAACUUCCGACUGUUGCUUAAUUCUAACUGUUAUUAAUAUGUACUCGUUUGUUCGCAUAUUUCUACGUUUUUAGAUGUUGCGUAAAACAACUUAUAGAUAUAAAAACUGAUCUUGCCAGGAUCGAACAGCGCGACACCAUAGGGAGAGACGCGAAACCAUACUGCCGUGAUCUCCGUUUCUUUCAAGGGAGCUCCAUUUCAAUUUUAAACGAUACGGUGAAUUAUAUCGCGUUGUAAUGGGCAGUUAGAGUGAUAUAGCAAUAUCGGUGUUCUCAUUCGUGCAAUAUGGCCGUACGACAACGUGAAAAGUGAAUGGUAAUACUCAAGUCAAGUUGCGGCAACUGAUCUUUUUGCAAGAGCUAGAAGAGGCUGAUUUGAAUUGAAAUACCAAAAGAGCCAAAGAGCUAGGUUAUGUUAUGACACUUCAUUCACUGAUACACGAUGUUUUAUAAACCAGAGAGAAAGAGAGAGCGAGAGAGAGAGAGAGAGA
Heterotrigona itama is the source of this 3945-nucleotide messenger RNA. Lineage: Eukaryota; Metazoa; Arthropoda; Insecta; Hymenoptera; Apidae. The record is from the annotation of a GenBank genome assembly.